AUAGGACACACAGCGUAUCAAGGACUUUGAAAGCGAAGUACUGAGGGCUUAGCUAACAUGAUAGGGUAUCGCGGAAGAUGUUUUACCCCGCACGUUUCGCUUGAUUAAGUUAUUUCUGCCCUUCGCUCCGGAGACCUUGAUGCUUCAGUCAGUGACUUUAAAGAUGAUCGAUUUAUAUCAACGAAUCGUAUUUAUUGUUCUCAUUUGGACGAUUGCGUCGACCGCUAAAACAACAUGCCCUAUUGGAUUCCAAUUCGCAGAAUACAAGUCAGGCAACCGCGGACUGUGUUACCGCAUCAAGGGCCCAGAAAGAUUCUCUGAUAUAUACAAAAACUGCACCGGGAAUCUAUACACAGUCGAACGCUAUAACAAUUUAAAAAUACCAGAGCACGAAUAUGCUUUGUGGACGCAGUACAAAAACGCAUAUCCUGGGGGGCGAUUCGUGGACUGGUCUUAUACAGAGACAACUGGAAGACUGCUACGUGAGAAAGUUCAACAAAAUGAAUCACUUCUGAACCAGGAUCUGUGCGUGGUGAUAGACUCAAUCACCAGUUUCACGGCAGUCAGUUGUGAAGCAAUGCAUCACAGGUAUUGCUUGGUUUAUCCCUAUGAAGACGAAAAGGCUUUAAAGAGUCAACCUUGUGCGGGUUUCGAUAAUGGCUAUAGAUUCUAUAGUCCGAUGCCUACGUGUUUGGCGGAGGUACCGGCUGUAGGUGAAGCAGCUGUCAGAGCAACAUGGAAACAAGCUAAAAACAUAUGCGAGAAACGGGGAGGAUACCUUUUGAACUUUGGAUGGAUGUAUUCCAACUUCAGGAGCUUUUCGCACUCGGCCUAUCCUUUGGGUUUCGCUUUUAAUUCUGAACUUACGGAGCUCAAGUUACACCUCAAUAACGGGACUAUUUUGAUACCAAGAUCGGAAUGGAAAUUUUCAGAAUUGCCUCAAACCAAUAAAACUCGUUUAAGUGCUGUGGGGAAUAAUAUGUGGUUCUCCGUGAACAGUUCAUUUGUGUUCUAUGCCGUGAUAUGUGAGGUAUCCGUACCAGUGAAGGAUGUUGUAUUGAAUCUUACAAUCGAUUCCGAUGACAGACUCAUUUUAAACGUAAGCGAGCCAGUACCGAGAAGGUAUUUGAAGUGCUUCACCGACUCAGUGAAGUACUACCCCACUCCAGUGGACUUGGACCACGACGAAGAAAACACUUACGUGGUUCAGGAAAAGAAGAACGGUUACUAUUGGUGUAUUCACACGGAUUCCAAGAGCUACACGAUCUCGCAAUCCAAUAAGGUUUUGCACAUACCAAAGAAGAACUCCUUGGACCACGUGUACGCCGUCAAACUUCAUCUACAGUCUUAUACAGAUCCUGAAAAAAUUUACAAGGCACUAGAAAAGCUGGAAGAGUACAUAUACUUAUCGACCAAGUAUUUUAAUGUUCAUGGGAACGAUGCGGCAACGGAGGAUCAACUGAGGAGUUUUGAAUUGACAACACCUUCGGUCGGUGUAAGAGAAGUGCUGUCCAACGCUAGGCUAAAGAAGUGGUUCGUUGGUGGUAGAGCGUUGUUGGUUCACUUCGAACUCGAUUCCAGCAUGAGACCCGUCCGCCCUGGGACCUGGAAAGGGCUUGAAUUAGUUUUUAUGAAGCCCGUGUACUACUGCCCUGACGAGAGCUUGGAAAGCGGCGAAGCGAAGCACUUAGGUGAAUCGAUAUCGAACACAAGAUGUCAGACGAGGAAAUGCGUGGGAGAUUACAACGAGGGCGUGCAGUGGCUUCUGACCACGACUAGCGAUUGCGAGAUGAGGCUCCCGGUGACCCUGUCCAACGCGCUCAAGGUCAAAGAGGUCACGCAGCUGAUGCCGACCGUUGCGAACUUACUACCCGACCACACGUUUGGGGUUCUGGAUACGGAAUCCACGACUCCCGCCGUGGGAUACACACAGACGACAAUCGAAACACAAACCGCUACAAAUGAUCCCGUACUACGCGAUGUACGCGACAGCUCCGAGGAGAUCACCGAAACCACUCGGAGGCCGACUCGGCCUCCGCCUCCGCCAACGGACCCCGUCAUCACCGUAACGACCCCCACUGACGUCAUCACAGCCGUACCUACCAUGCCCCCAACCACAAUGCCCAGACCCUCGCCAGAAGACCAGCUUCUACAAGUAAUGGAAAAUCUAGAAUCCAUCAUCAAUAACGCAUCGUUGGCAGUCUCCCUGGAAACUAUUAGCAGUUCGUUUGAUCAGGUAGACGGUCUAUUAUCCGAGGACGACGAUCUGGAUAUACCUGGUGAACUUCUGCAUUUACUGGACAAUAUUGGUCCUAGACUAAAUUUAGACGGAUCAGAUGCAGCGACAGUUAGGGAGAACAUCGCCCUUGUGGUCGCUAAGGGCGACGAGAGCCUCCCGAUGAGAGGCUUGAGGUUAGCCACCAGAGAGACUGAUGCUUUUACGGAUCAUGCCUUUGAGGUUAUCAGAGAUGAAAUAAACUCAAGCUUACUCCAACCGGAGCUCAGUGAUGUUGUGGUCAAGAUACCGGGGUCGGUGUCCGUUUCCAAUAGGAGGGUCAGCUUCGUGGUGUUCAGAACUGACCGCGCCUUCAGAAAUCCAGGGUCCGAAUAUUCCGUGAACAGCAGAGUCGUCAGCAUCAAAAUAGGGAAUCUGACGCGGUUUCAAGACGAGGAGUUUAUCGACAUUUAUCUGAAUCCAAUAGUGGAACUGCCGGGGAGCAAGCAAAAGCGAGUUUGCGCGUACUGGGAGUUCCUAGAGGACGGAACAGGGUACUGGUCACAGGACGGAUGUGUUCUGAUGCGCUCUGAAGAUGAAGGGAUGCUGGAUUACUGCCGAUGCACUCAUCUGACACACUUCGCUGAGAUUCUGAUACCUAGGACGUCCUUCUCUGACGCCCACGAAAACGCUCUCGAGCUGAUCUCUGUGAUCGGCUGCUGUGUCUCCAUUUUAGGGCUGGUCUUGGUCGCCAUCACCGCGAUCCUCUUCAGGUCCUGGCGCCGGGAUUUCACCAACAAAAUCUGGCUGCAGCUCUGCCUCGCUAUAUUCAUAACCAGCGUCUGCUUCCUCGUCAUCGUGUUCGCUGACUUCCUGGAGUACAACAUCGCUUGCAUGCUGGUCGGGGUUUUGUUGCACUACGCUGUCUUGGCGUCCUUCUGUUGGAUGCUGGUCGCAGCUAUCAUUUCGUAUAGGAAGCUGGUGAUAGUGUUCUCCAGAGACGCUUCGCACAAGCUGCUGAAGGCGUCCGCAUUUUCGUGGGGAGCUCCGUGUGCCGUGGUCGGCGUGCUUCUCUCGGUCGCUCCGCACUCAUACGCGGGACAAUUCGACGGAGACGUUCGCAGCGGGGCCUUCUGCUAUCCCUCGGGGCUGUCGUUGUGGCUGACGGUGUACGCUCCCAUCGCCGUGAUGCUGCUGGUGAACUGGACGCUAUUCCUCCUGAUAGUGCGCUCCGUGUUCGCUUCCCGAAGGAUCCAGAGGCACGGGGACUCGAACGAGGCGCUCCGUUGUGCGUCCGUCUCCUGUCUCCUGGUCUUCUUGUUCGGUCUGCCGUGGGUCUUCGGUUUGUUCCUGAACAACAUCGUCACGGUGUACUUGUUCAACUUGACCGCGACCUUUCAAGGUUUCGUGCUGUUCCUCUUCUUUGUCCCGGGCAAUAAGAAGACCAGGGAUCUGUGGUUGAACAAGUUGAAGAUCAAGCAGACGCGCAAGGUUCCGGUCACGUCUUCGACGUAUACGAAUAGGAGUACCGGUGGAAACCCUGGUUCCAGGGUAGGGAACACAAGUGUACCUGCGCAAUCCAAAGAGACCAAGCCCAGGUCUAUGUCUUCUAGUGACGACUCAAGGUUCUCUUGACGAAGACCGAACUUUAUGAUGAUUAAUAAGAAACUGUGGAUUUUGUUGAAUACCGGUCGAAAGCCGCAGAACUCUGCCUAAAUAUCGGAUAUUUUAUCGAAUUCGGCAAAGAAAAAAGCUCCCGGGGUCUUCAACGAAGCGUUUUCGAAACUUUUAAGCUCGAUUAACUUUUGUGUCUAGUCUGUUUAUAAUUUAUUCUGUGUUCAGUAAUUAAUUUUAUUAUAAUGUAAAAAUGAA
Bombyx mandarina (wild silkworm) is the source of this 4087-nucleotide messenger RNA. RefSeq lists its product as uncharacterized. Gene Ontology annotation, biological process: cell surface receptor signaling pathway; G protein-coupled receptor signaling pathway. Lineage: Eukaryota; Metazoa; Arthropoda; Insecta; Lepidoptera; Bombycidae. Gene Ontology annotation, molecular function: G protein-coupled receptor activity. Gene Ontology annotation, cellular component: membrane. The record is from RefSeq and is a predicted model, not a curated record.